AUAAAAUUCAUCAACAUAUUAUAAAAUUACAUAGUAGAAUCAUAAUUGUGAGAUGACAGUGAAGUUGCUUGGUCUUUGGUAUAGUCCUUUUUGUCACAGAGUUGAAUGGGCUCUAAAGAUUAAGGGUGUAAAAUAUGAAUUUAUAGAAGAAAAUCUACAAAAUAAAAGCCCUCUACUUCUUGAAUCGAACCCUAUUCACAAAAAAAUCCCAGUACUAAUUCACAAUGGAAAGUCCAUUUGUGAAUCAAUGGUGAUUGUUGAAUACAUUGAUGAGACAUUUGAAGGUCCUUCCAUCAUGCCUAAAGACCCUUACGAUCGAGCUCUAGCUCGAUUUUGGGUUAAGUUUUUUGAAGAUAAGGGGUCAGCAGUGGGGACAAGUUUCUUUCAUAAAUCAGACAAAGCUAAGGAGGAAGUUUGUGAGAUGUUGAAAAUUCUUGAUAAUGAACUUAAGGACAAGAAGUUUUUUGUUGGUGAAAAAUUUGGAUUUGCUGAUAUUGCAGCAAAUUUUCUUGGACUUUGGAUGGGAAUUCUUGAGGAAGCAACAGGAAUUAUUUUGGUGACAAAAGAAAAGUACCCAAAUUUUUAUGCUUGGAGAGAUGAAUACAUUAAUGGAAAUAAGGAAUAUUUACCUCCAAGAGAUGAGUUGCUUGCUUUUUUCAAAGCUCGCUUUGAAGCUGCUGCAACACCUCCUUAUUCAAGUUGAUUUCUUAUCACUCAAUUAAUUAUUAUGUGAAUUUAGGAAGAAUUUUCUAGGUUGAAUUUCCGAGAUUUUGUGUGACAAUAAUGAUGUGAAUUUAGGAAGAAUUUUCUAGGUUCAAUUGGAUCCUAUGUAUUUGUUCGAACUAUAUAUAUACGUAUGGAGAAAAAUCAAACGAUUUGCAUAUUGA
Messenger RNA from Solanum dulcamara, 887 nucleotides. RefSeq names its product probable glutathione S-transferase. Gene Ontology annotation, biological process: glutathione metabolic process. The record is from RefSeq and is a predicted model, not a curated record. Gene Ontology annotation, molecular function: glutathione transferase activity. Lineage: Eukaryota; Viridiplantae; Streptophyta; Magnoliopsida; Solanales; Solanaceae. Bases 53 to 703 code for a protein of 216 amino acids. The transcript is spliced from 2 exons. Gene Ontology annotation, cellular component: cytoplasm.